Capsicum annuum is the source of this 1632-nucleotide messenger RNA. Its product is annotated as polygalacturonase-1 non-catalytic subunit beta-like. NCBI's taxonomy places the organism in Eukaryota, Viridiplantae, Streptophyta, Magnoliopsida, Solanales, Solanaceae. The record is from RefSeq and is a predicted model, not a curated record.
AUGGGUGUAAGAAUCAUUGUAUCCACCUUGACAGGCCUUGCUGCUUUUGGCGUUGGCCAAUUCAAGAUCUACGGGCCCAAUGUCAACGUACCUAAUCUACGUUUCACUACCUACUCAACAGAGGCAGUAGGUAGAAAACAAUCUUUUACAAGCUAUACAAAAGAUACGAAUUCUGAUAUCCAAUCUUUCACAAGUUAUGCAAGAAAUAGUAACGGCAGAAUCAACGAUUUUACCAGCUACGCCAACAAUUCCAACGUCAUUGGCACAACGUUUACCACGUAUGGUGAGUCGCAAAAUGGUGGGGGCAAUACGUUCAAGUCCUAUGGUUCUAAUGCAAAUGUUUCGAAAAAUACUUUCAAGGGUUAUGGUUAUUAGGUAGGUAAUGCACCUUUUGAGACUUUUAUAAAUUAUAGAGACAAGUCUAAUGUAGGUGAUGAUACUUUUGUUUCAUAUGUGGAUGAUCCAAAUAGUGGUAGAGCAAAUUUUGAGAAUUAUGGUCAGUCAUUUGGUGAGGGGUCUGAUGGAUUUAGUAAAUAUGGAUCUAAAAUCACUGAUGAACAAAUUAUUGGAUUCAAGACUUACGGUGUGAACACAAGUUUUAAAGAGUAUGGAAAAUCAAUUCCUACAUUUGCUGAUUCUAAAAACAAGACUAUUCAUCAGCUUUCAAUAUCUUCCUUGAUGGGCAAAAAUGUGAAUAACAAAUGGGUGGUUAAGCCAGGGAAAUUCUUCAGAGAAAAAAUGUUGAAAAGGGGAACUAUAAUGCCAAUGCCUGAUAUUCAAGAUAAAAUGCCAAAAAGAUCGUUUUUGCCUAGAGUGAUAGCUUCAAAAUUGCGAUUUUCUACUUCGAAAAUCGAUGAGCUAAAGAAAAUUUUCCAUGCCAGAGAUGAUUCUCAGAUGGGGAAAAUGAUAGGCGAUGCAUUGGCUGAGUGUGAAAGAUCACCGAGUGCUGGCGAGACGAAGAGGUGUGUUAGCUCAAUUGAGGAUGCGAUCGACUUUUUCACCUCUGUGCUAGGUCAAAACGUUGUCGUUCGUACAACUGAGAACACAAAGGGGUCAAAGGGGGAUAUCAUGAUCGGAUCAGUCAAAGGAAUCAAUGGUGGGAAAGUAACUAAAUCAGUAUCUUGUCAUCAGAGUUUGUUCCCCUACUUACUCUAUUACUGCCAUUCGGUCCCAAAGGUUCGAGUCUACGAAGCGGAGAUAUUGGAUCCCAAUUCCAAGGCUAAGAUUAAUCAUGGUGUUCCCAUUUGUCAUGUGGAUGCAUCGGCAUGGGGAGCCAAUCAUGGAGCUUUUAUCGCACUCGGGUCGGGACCCGGGAAGAUUGAGGUUUGCCAUUGGAUCUUUGAGAAUGAUAUGACCUGAGUAGUUGAUGAUUGAAAUGGAUCGAUAUUCCAGUGUUCUUAUUUGGGUUGGAUUAAUUAUGCUUAUCAAACCACUUGUUAGACCCUAUUCCCCUUUUGGUCAUGAAAAAACUUUAUAUAAUAGAUAUUUAUUACAUAAGUCAAUGUUCUUGCCCAGAUUAACAUUGCGCAAUUUUAAUACAUUUUAAGCUCUCUUUUGUCGUUAGAGUCUGUUUGAAAAGUCAUUUCCUAAUGAAUUUGGUGUAUUAUUAAGAUAAUAAUCACAUAGUAAAAU